Paramuricea clavata is the source of this 2763-nucleotide messenger RNA. The record is from the annotation of a GenBank genome assembly. Lineage: Eukaryota; Metazoa; Cnidaria; Anthozoa; Malacalcyonacea; Plexauridae.
AUGGCAGAUGCUAGGGAGCAGUCAGGAUAUAGAACCAUUUGGCAUGCACUCAGGCUGGUUCAUAAAGUGCAUCCACCAAGAGAAAUGGUGAAUAUUCUACGUGAGCUAGAUCCUGCUGCAAGCCAAGCAAGAAGAGCAAAAAGAGUAACAAGGAGGAAAUACUCAUCACCAGGACCAAAUCACCGUUGGCAUGUAGAUGGUAAGCUUAAUCGUAUUAUAAAGAUUAAUGCCCAGCAUAACGUACGAAAGAGAGCCAUAUAGACAAAAAUAUAGAAAUAAAAUUUAUUUAGAAGUACUAACGUUUCGUCUUUAACCUAAGACAUCUUCAGAGUAAAUGAAUAUAGUAUGACAAUAAGUUACAAAUAUGAAUAAAUUAUUUACAAUAUCAAAUUACAAGGUGAUGAGGUAAUAGGAAUGCAGAGGAGGGGGGGGGGGGGGGGGUUAAAGGAGAGAAUCAGCAAGGUAGCUCCAUUCCUCUCUCACUCCUCUGACUAUUUAAGUCUGGGGAGGGGGUUGGUUGGUUGGCAUUACAUAUGGCCUAUCGUUUAUAUAUUUAAUAUAUAAAAUAAUACUCCCAAACAAUAUUAAAAAAUACAAAAUAUUGUGACCCCCUUCCCCCACUGCAAUAACAAAUGCCAAUAACCCACCCCUGCAAAAAAGGACCCAAAAUUUUGCUCUGUCGCAUAAUUUACACACACCCCUUACCAUAAAUAAUGAACAUACGCUUCGAAGGUAAAACUUUAUUUAGUUCAAAUUAAAGUGCUUAUGAGACGAAAUUUUUGCUUCAUUAUUUUAUUGCUUUAUUAAAAAGUACGUACUGCUCAAAUGAUGAAGAAUGACGUUUACAGUUUAUUCAUAUCUCAUUCCCAAGUUAUCACACUUUUUAUAUUUCGAGUUGUGACGUCACUAGUUUGACUCGAAAUAGUGGCAAUAACAAGAAAAUCUGAUAUCAUGGUGAUCGUUUAAUAAAAUUUAAUGAAACUUGGCACACUCUGUGGGUACAACGAAUUGAACAAUUUGGCUUGUUUAUAUGGUUGAUAUGGCAACACACUCGUCCCCAGUCCCUUCUCUUUGAAUUUCUACAUGAUCCAUUUCCAAAGAAAUAAAUAGCAAUUCUGCAAUUAUCGCUUAUUACUAUAAUACCUGUAUCAGUUUAAACCGUUAUAACAAGCAAACAUCCUUUGCAAGAGGUCUACAGGAGGAAAUGUGUGAAAAGGAAGAUAGGAUACUGGGGACUAGUGUGUUGCCAUGACAACCAAUGACCUGCCAAAAAUAUUCAUGUGGGCGCACCCACUAAGUGUACCAAGUUUCUUUAUACUCACCAAGAUAUCAGACUUUCUUGUUAUUGCCAUUAUAUUAAGUCAAACUUGUGAUGUCACAACUCAAAAUAUAGAAAGUGCGAGAGAGUUGAGAAUGAGAUAUGAAAAAACUGUAAACGUCAUUCUUUCAUCACUCCAGCAGUACUUUUUAGAAAAACAAUAAAAACGAGGUAAACAUUUUGUUUCAUCAGCACUUUAACCUUCAGUUGAAAACCCGAAACAUUUUACAGUUUAUACCCUGUAUUUAAUUGAAUCAGGAAUGGAUUUUCUGGGGAGGGGUGCACCCCCUCCCCUCCCUAGCCAUGAGGGGAUGUAGGGGGAUGCUAAUUUCCAUAUCAAAACAAGGCAAUUGCCAUUGCAUGAUCAAAUAAAUAUACAAGAGGCAAAAUGAUAUACAGUAAUUUGAGUAAUAACAUGAUGAUAACUUCAUAUUAAGUGAAUAACAAUCCAAAUACUCAUUCACCCAUUGAGUGGCAGCACUCCCCCUGACGGGUGAAAUUGUCUGGCAUUAGAGAGUACAAUAAUAUAGUAGGGCGCAUUGAACCUUAAACCGACACCAACACCCACAUAGCACCAACCAUACUCACCCAGCACUAAAGUCUAAAGCACCCCGCCCCCAAGAUCACGCUGGAUCCAUCCCUGGAUUAAAUUAUUAUUUUGAGCGAAUGUUGUCUAAAUAAAUGUACAACUGUACACUCUUUUUAAAUUUGCACCAUAUCUGUUCAAAGGUCACGAUAAAUUGAAACCAUUUGGUUUCCCAAUACAUGGUGCUAUUGAUGGGUACAGCCGUAAAGUACUAUGGCUAGAGGUUGUCAAAUCAAACAAUUCACCCGGAGUUCCUGCUCAUCUUUUUCUUGAAACGGUCAAACAGCUCAAGGGAUGCCCAAUUUUACUCGGGACAGAUCGCGGCAAUGAGAAUGGGAAAAUGGCAGCAAUGCAAUGUUUUUUUCGAGCUAAUGGCAAUGACGAGUUUGCUGCAGAUAAAUCCCACAAGUAUGGGACGUCCACACGCAAUCAAAGAAUUGAAAAUUGGUGGUCUCAUAUGCGAAAAAUGAGGACACAUUGGUGGAUAAAUUUCUUCAAAGACAUGUGCAGCUCUGGUACACUCAAUCUGUACAAUGAAGUUGAGAAAGAAUGCCUUUGGUUCUGCUUUAAUGGUGUGUUGAGUGAUGAUCUCCAGAAAGUUAAAACCAGCUGGAACUCACAUCACAUCCGUCCAUCAAGACACGACAAUGUUUCUGGGUGUCCAGAUGUAUUAUUCUAUCUUCCUCAACGGUCUGGUGGUCUGGACAACCUGCAAGAAGUUUCUGAUGUUCAAAUUGCAGAAAUGGAACUCCAGGUUGAUGCAAGGGAAGAGGAAAAUGAAUAUCAGGAAUAUUUUCAUUAUUUAAUGGAGAACGAAGAGAUUCUAAACCCUACAACUCCAGAGGUAGCAUUCAAUUGA